CCACCUUCUCUAUCCUCUCGUGCUCUCUCAUCUUUCAAUCUUCUCUCUCUCUCUCUCUAAAACUCUCAUAUAUUUCUCUCUCUCUCUCUCUAUAUCUCUCUCCGAUCAAACAUAACAAUCCAUCAAUCAACACUACGCCUUUUCAUAUCCUCCCUCCGAUCCAUUCCCUGUCAACUUUAUAUAUUGUACUUUGCAAUUCCAUGGAUCACGUUAAGGGCGGUGGCGGCGGCGCGUACAAGAACGUCGUCCAGCAACAAUCGGAGGACGACGCCGACCUCCGGCGAGGUCCCUGGACCGUCGAGGAAGACUUCACUCUCAUCAAUUAUAUCGCCCACCACGGCGAGGGCCGCUGGAACUCACUCGCGCGCUGUGCCGGUCUGAAGCGUACAGGAAAAAGUUGCAGAUUACGGUGGCUAAACUAUCUCCGGCCGGACGUCCGGCGUGGGAACAUCACUCUAGAGGAGCAGCUCAUGAUUCUCGAACUGCAUUCUCGUUGGGGCAAUCGGUGGUCGAAAAUCGCACAACAUUUGCCGGGGAGGACCGACAAUGAGAUUAAGAAUUACUGGAGGACUAGAGUGCAAAAACACGCUAAGCAGCUGAAAUGUGACGUGAACAGCAAGCAAUUCAAGGACACCAUGCGCUAUCUAUGGAUGCCGCGCCUAAUGGAGAGGAUUCAGGCCGCCGCCAACGCCGCCUCCUCCACCACCACCUCCACAAACUCCGACUCCGCCGCCGCCUACCCCCACAUCCACAACCCCUCCGCCACGUCGGACCAGGCGGCGGCAGGGGUGCAACACCCCAACAACGCUGCCCCCGCGAUCCCCGACUACAACGCCGCCGUCAACUUCCCCUCCGACAACUCCAGCACCGCCGCCUCUUCCGACUCCUUCGCCACGCAAGUCUCCCCCGUCUCCGACCUCACCGACUGCUGCUACAACUUCCACCAAGUCAACCAGAGCGCCACCCACGACUACUAUCAACCCAACAAUAACCACUUGAUCGGCGGCUACGGAGAUUCCUUAACAAGCCCCACCGCUUUCUUUAACCAGAACCUCGACUUCCAAAUGAUGGAGAACAACAACAACAACAAUAACCACCAGUGGAUAGACGGCGGCGCCGAUGUCGUCUCCGACAACCUAUGGAACAUCGAAGACAUGUGGUUCUUCCAACAGCAAUUCAACAACAAUAGCCACCCUUGAAAGCAUAGUUCGAUGUGAUCGAGAGACAACAAAAAUACAGAUUACGAUGAUGAAAUGUAGAAAAAAAAAAGUUUAAUGAGGUCGGAGAUCAGACGAUACACACACAACCAAAAAAAAAAAAAAAAACCAGUAUGGUCAAUUAGAACACAUGGCCGGUGUAGAAUUUGUGGAGAGACACAGGUCUAAUUUAUUUAUUGUGGAUUUUUAAUUGUAAUUUUAAUUUU
This is a messenger RNA of Ipomoea nil (Japanese morning glory), 1423 nucleotides long. RefSeq names its product transcription factor MYB108-like. The record is from RefSeq and is a predicted model, not a curated record. The coding region runs from base 201 to 1199 and encodes 332 amino acids. Gene Ontology annotation, biological process: regulation of DNA-templated transcription. The transcript has 3 exons. Gene Ontology annotation, molecular function: DNA-binding transcription factor activity; sequence-specific DNA binding. Lineage: Eukaryota; Viridiplantae; Streptophyta; Magnoliopsida; Solanales; Convolvulaceae. Gene Ontology annotation, cellular component: nucleus.